AGGCAGUUAUCUACAUGUGCAGCGAGCAUGUUUGGAGCUGUUUCGCUGUAGUUUUUUAGGAAAAUGAGACCGUGAGGUUUCAUUUCUGACUUUUUGAGUUAUUGGUACUUUCCGCCAAGAAAAUUGAAUAAAACACAGUUACAUCGGUUCUUCGGAGGCCAGCUCAGUUGACCGUUGUAUACUUAUACAAUCCCAAGCGGAAUUUGCCACCUGUAAUCGUUCCUUUUCGUCAACGAUCCAUCAAUUCAAUUUUCUCGAAGUCAUCCUGAGGUGCUACGGGAAAGUGACAGAGAAGGAAGCAUGGAUACUACUGAGAGCUUGAAGAUUAAGAGAAGGACGGCUAAGGGCAAGCUGACAAGAAUGGAGAAAGCCCUUAACUUCCAGAUGGAGCAGCACCGUCCAUCAUCAGAGGUAAACGAUGCCUUUGAAUCAUACAAAGCAGCGUAUGAUCAAGUAAAUGAUGUGCACGAGAAGUACACAGCAACCAUUUUGGAUGACACCCAGUAUGAAGCAGAGGAGAAAUGGUUAGACGUAAUUCAGGAAUCCUUCUUGAAUAGGCAAAUGGAGGUGACUGACUAUAGCAAAGAUGAUGUAGAGUCAAGUAGUCCAUUGGAUGAAAUUCAGAUGAUGCAAGCUUCUAGUGUGUCUCCAUUGUCAUCCAUUGUCAAGUUAGAGAAAACUAAAUUACCAAGGUUUACUGGAGAUGUUCGUGAUUAUCAUAUUUUCAGGAAGGACUUCAUCCAUAUGACAGAAGGCAGAUAUACCAAGAGAGAUAUGAUUAGUUUACUCCGAUCCUGUCUUCAAGGAAAGGCCCAGGAGAUGAUAAGAGGUAUCGGUGAAGACUUUGACUCAGCUAUUGCAUAUCUCGACUCAAUAUAUGGGGAUCCUAGAUUUGUCGCAGACGCAGUAGUCUAUGAUUUAAACCAGUUCAAGGGUUUAAAAUGUGGAGAAGAUGCCAGGUUCUGCGAUCUUGUCCAUCUAGUUCGCAGAAGUUAUCAUUGUCUACAAGCAGUGAAUCGUCCACAAGACAUGGACAAUAGUCAAGUUCUUGCUCUCAUUGAACGGAAGAUGCAUGUCGAUGAUAGGAGAGUAUGGUUCCGGCACUUGGAGCAAGAUGGAAAGCCAGCAUGUUUAAGUUACCUCAUAGAGUGGAUGACAUCUGAGAUGAAGUCUCGAAUGAGAGCCGCAGCCCCAGUGCGUGCUGAAGAGAAGAAAGCCGGAAAAGUGUUUCAAGUCAGCAGUGUCCAGAGUAAUUCUGCUAAGUCAGAUGUUAUGUUCUUCAAGUGUUGGCUUUGCAUGACAUCAGAUCAUUGGACUGACCAGUGCAAAAAGCUUCUUAGCAUGACCCAGUCUGACCGUUUGAAUGUGGCUAAGAAGAAUCAAGCCUGCUUCAGCUGUCUUAAGAAGGCGGGCAAGGAUCAUAGAAUGAAUACCUGCAAGAGAAGAAAGCAAUGCAGUGAAGUGACUGGAGGUCAACAAUGCAGAUACUUCCAUCAUCCUCUCCUUCAUAAGUCAGAAGAACAGAGUAACACUGUGGGUGUAGCUAUCACCACCAAUACAGAUACACUGUUGCCAGUUGUUACUGCUGAGAUAGUUUCUCCCAGUAAGCAGGAACGGAUUGAAGGAAAUGUACUACUCGACUCCGGAUCACAGUUAAGUAUCGUGCGACAGGAAGUAGCUGACAGACUGAGACUGAAGGGAAAGAAAGUCUCGGUCACUAUCACCAAGAUUGGCUGUGAUGAGGAGCAAGUCCAGACGGAGAUAUAUCGAUUCCCUGUUCAAGCUAUUGGUAGUAACCAAAGGCAUUAUGUGACUGCGAUAGGACUGCCCCACAUUAGCAAUGAUAUUUCUGAGGUACCAUUGAAGGAAGAAUGUAAGAAGAUGCACUUAAGUCCCCAAGAAGUGCAUAGGAAGAGUGGUGCAAUUGAUUUGCUAAUAGGAUUGGACCAUGUACAGAUGCAUGCAGGUCAAACCAGACAGGGAAUUAAAUGUAUCGCCCGCAAGUCUCCAAUUGGAUGGGUGGUGUUUGGACCUCUCAGCACCAGACAGCAGUUACCAAGUAGAGUACUCCAUAUGCAGGUAACCCAAGUGACUGAUCUGACAGAAUUUUGGAGUACAGAGAGUAUGGGUGUUGAGUCUUCAUCCUGCCAGUGUUACCCACCCAAACUGAGUAAAGUAGAAAAAGAUGAAUACGAUGUUAUCAAUGCUUCCUGCCAGAAAGUAGGACGUCAGUGGAUGAUCCCUUAUCCUUGGAAAAGGGAUCCGAGUCAUCUACCUGAUAAUAAGAUGCAGGCAGAGAGGAUGCUUGCUGGAACUGAAAAGAAACUGGUCAGAAAUCUUGAGUAUGCAGAGGCAUACAGCAAGCAAAUGAAAGAGAUGACAGAUAUGGGGUUUUCAAGAAAGUUGACUCAAGAAGAGAUGAAGAACUAUCAAGGCCCGGUGCACUACAUCAGUCAUCAUGCCGUAGUCAGGCCAGAGAAGAAGUCUACCCCCUUACGAAUUGUUUUCAAUUCUUCCUCAAGUUUCCAGGGUCAUUGUCUUAACGACUACUGGAUGAAGGGAUCGGAUUUGCUGAAGGAUCUGUUUGGAGUUCUGUUAAGAUUCAGAGAGAGACCUGUAGCCAUAUUAGGUGACAUAUCCAAGAUGUACCACCGUGUCCUCAUUCCAGAAGCAGACCAACACGUGCAUAGAUAUCUCUGGAGAGACUUGAAUGUGGAACAAGAGCCAGAUGUAUAUGUCAAGACAGUGGUAACAUUCGGGGAUAAGCCUGCCCCCGCAAUGGCCCAAAUAGCUCUCAGACGCACUGCAGAGGAAGGGAGAGCUGCAUAUCCGGAAGCUGCAAGUGUAAUAGAAAGGGACACUUACAUGGAUGAUAUAUGCACAUCAGUGUCUACCGUUGAAGAAGGUCGUAAUCUCACACACGACCUGGAUGAAGUGUUGGAUACUGGCGGUUUCAAGGUCAAAGGCUGGAUAUCAAAUGUCCCACUGAAGGAGGAGACGGUUCCUGAAUGCCAGACAGAGACAAGUUUGCUAGAGAAUUUGACGGAAGAAAAGGUGCUUGGAGUUGUGUGGACCCAGCAACAAGAUGAGUUCUCUUAUAAAGUCAAAGGAGAGAACUUAACUCAGCCCAGUGAGAAGCAGAGCUCUGUGAUGUGGACGAAGAGACGAAUCUUGAGUCGCAUUGCUAAGGUAUUCGACCCGAUUGGUUUUGCUGCUUCUUUCUUAGUGAAAGCUAAGAUAGGAAUGCAACGGCUGUGGGAGAUUGGAGUCGGAUGGGAUGACGAGUUACCAGAGGAGAUAAGUGCAGAAUGGGAUAAACUCUUCAAUGAGAUGAAGGCUCUGAAUGACGUGAGGUUCCCAAGAAGUUUAACACCAUCACAGUCUGAGGUGUACCAAUGCUAGUUGUAUUCUGUGAUGCAUCAGAAGAAGCCUUCGGAACAUGUGUCUACAUCAGGUGGAAACUGACUGAUGAUGAAUAUGAUGUUAGAUUCAUUGCUGCCAAAUCCAGAGUGGCACCUCUCAAGAAGCUAACGUUGCCACGUCUAGAACUACAAGCAGCAGUGAUGGCGACUAGAUUGUACACAGCUAUCAAAGAAGAACUUACUCUUGAGCUUGAUAGUGCUGUAUUCAUGACAGACAGCAUGAUCGUUCUUGGGUGGAUCCGAAGUAAAGCUAGAGCCUACAAGCCGUUCGUGUCUGCCAGAGUGGGUGAAAUUCAGACAAAUUCGAACCCUUCUUGGUGGAGACAUGUACCUGGAGAGCAGAAUCCUGCUGAUGAUAUAUCCCGAGGCAUCCCUCCUGAGAAGCUAACAGAGAGAUGGGAGAAUGGACCAGAAUUUCUCUACUGGCAUGAGAAUAGAUGGCCAAGUAUUGAGGAGACUCCUGAUAGCAGAGAGGUAGAGAAAGAGAAGCGUAAAGUUCACCAGGUGGCCUUAGCAGAGAUUCAGUCAGAACCCAUCGACUGCAAGAAGUUUUCUAGAUGGAGGAAACUUGUUAGAGUUACAGCUUAUGUUCAGAGAUUCGUCAGAAACUUGAAGGCGAGAUGUAACAAGGCACCAGAUACUGACAUUCAGCCCUCUGAUAGUAAGCAAAUCUCACCAUCAGAGCUAGAGAAUGCAGAGACUCUUUGGAUAAAGAGAGCACAGAGAGAACUACAUGAUAGAUACAAGAAAGGAGAGUUCAAAACUCUCAGUCCCUACAUCAAGGAGGGAAUCAUCAGAGUCGGCGGCAGGGUAGGAGAGAGAGUUGUUUCAUAUGAUGAAAGGCACCCAGUACUGCUACCACAUCAGCACCACAUUUCGACACUCAUAGUUAGCUACUUUCACGAGCAAGGUCACGAAGGGGUAGCAACCACGGCCGCAAAAGUGAGACAGAAGUACUGGAUUGUGGGAGUUCAGAGGAUCGCCAAGACUGUGAAGUACAAAUGUGUGGUGUGCAGGAAAUCAGAACAUAGAGUAGAAUCCCAGUUUAUGGCAGAUCUUCCUAGUCAUCGUCUAGCACCAUACACACCGCCGUUCUACUAUACAUCGUGCGACUAUUUUGGUCCAUACCAGGUUCGAGUUGGUAGAAACAAAACAAUGAAGCAUUACGGUGUGAUCUUCACGUGCUUGAAUACGAGGGCAGUGUAUCUAGAUGUCGCUGUCGACUGCUCAACAAUGGAGUUUCUUCAAGUAUUUCGCAGAUUUGUUGCAGUCAGAGGUUACCCAGCAGUCAUCUACAGUGACAAUGGUACUCAGUUUGUGGGAGCCGAGAAGGAGCUUCGAGCUAUGGUACAAGGCUGGAGUGAAUCUCUGCUGAGAGAGUUUUGUGCCGAACGAGGAAUCCAGUGGAAGUUUGUGACACCAUCUGCGCCACAUCAGAAUGGAUGCGUCGAAUCCCUAGUGAAGAGUUGCAAGAUAGCGCUACGCAAAGCAAUCGGAGAUCAGAUCCUUCGUCCCUUUGAGCUACUUACCUCUUUGACUGAAGUCGCAAAUUUAGUGAAUCAGCGCCCUAUUGGCAGAGUGCCCAAUGAUCCAGACGACGGUUCCUAUCUUUCGCCCAAUGACAUGUUGUUAGGACGCGCAUCUACAUCAGUUCCACAAGGACCAUUCCGGGAAACGCCUAAUCCGAGGCAUCGAGUUGAAUUUGUACAGAGAAUCAUAAACUCUUUCUGGAAGGCCUGGAACCGAGACGUAUUUCCUCUACUUGUUCCAAGAAGAAAGUGGAAUGUCGAGAAACGCAAUGUUCGCGUUGGUGACAUUGUUUUGUUGUCAGAUCCUAAUUCCGUUCGCGGAAAAUGGACACUAGGUAAGAUAGUUAACGUCUAUCCAGGGUCAGACAACAAGAUAAGAAACGUUAAAGUUAAGACAAAGAAUAAUGAAUAUCGGAGACCAGUCACAAAAAUAGUGGUAUUGUAUCCUGUAGAAGGUUACAAGGAUUAAACUUGAUUUCAAUGUUUAUAUGUUUAUGUAAAUGGGAACAAAGUGCCCAUUGGGGCGGUGGAUGUUUUGUUGAACAAGUAUUUUUUCAUAUGUAUUUCUUUUGGUUUAGUUCAGAAGGCAUAAUUUGAAGACACCUUAGAAAUUUACGUUGACUGCAAAAUUGGCCUGUUAAAAUUAGGCAGUUAUCUACAUGUGCAGCGAGCAUGUUUGGAGCUGUUUCGCUGUAGUUUUUUAGGAAAAUGAGACCGUGAGGUUUCAUUUCUGACUUUUUGAGUUAUUGGUACUUUCCGCCAAGAAAGUGAGUAAAGUAUGAGUUAAACAAGAUCCAUUUAUGUAAUGUACAAAUGUGAAAAUUUGGAACGGAAAGUGUACGAGUAAAGUGAAAGUUUUAACGCAUGUUUAAAGCGCCCAUUGCAAGCGGCUAGGUUCAGUGCUUGUAUUUUCUUUUUAGUGCGGUAAUGAC
Lytechinus pictus (painted urchin) is the source of this 5883-nucleotide messenger RNA. RefSeq lists its product as uncharacterized. Gene Ontology annotation, molecular function: aspartic-type endopeptidase activity. The transcript has 2 exons. The record is from RefSeq and is a predicted model, not a curated record. NCBI's taxonomy places the organism in Eukaryota, Metazoa, Echinodermata, Echinoidea, Temnopleuroida, Toxopneustidae. Gene Ontology annotation, biological process: proteolysis. The coding region runs from base 301 to 3402 and encodes 1033 amino acids.